AUGGCUGAACCUUGUGAAACAAAAAGUAUUUUGGCCGAUGGUAACUGCUUUUUUAGAGCAGUAGCUUUCGCUGUCAGUGGAAGUGAAGAAGAACACAGAAAAGUGAGACGAGCUGUAGUUACACACAUACUGCAAAAUGAAGAAAAGUAUGUACAGAAUCUCAGACGAGGAUACAGCUCUGUACCAGAGUACAUUGCCACAUCAAGAAUGAAAUAUGUUGGAACUUGGGCGACAGAGAUGGAAAUACAAGCAGCCAGUGAUUUAAUUGGUGUAGACAUUUUUACAUAUACUCGAGAGAAAUGGCUUAAAUAUAAAUCUUCAAACAUCUCCUCUAAUAGACACAGCUGUCAACACCAUGGAAUUUAUUUGAAACAUGUAAAUAGCUGUCAUUAUGAAGUUGUAGUAUGUGUAAAAACCAAAGACGGUAGUUGUGCCUGCUUUUGUAAAUCAUCAUUUCAAGAAUCGUUUAAUGAAACAUUAACUUUAUCUUCAAGAUCACGUACGCUUUAUAGGAAGAAACUUCAAUACAACAAUAAUAUUGAGUUCAAAGAAGAGAAAAAAAAUAAAGCAAAGAAAAGAUACCAUGAGGAUGAAAUUUACAAAAAAUCAAUAAUGAAAUCCAGCACUGAAAAAUACAAGAAAAAUGAACAGCAUAAAGAAAAAGUAAAGGCAUAUAGCGUGGAUAAAUACAAAUCAGAUGAUUUUCAUUGUGAGGCUGUGAAGACAUAUAGUGUUCAGAAAUACAGUACAGAUAUAGCACAUAGAGAGUCUGUUAAGAAUUACAGUGUGCAAAAAUACAAACAAAUUGAAUCACACAGAGAGUCUGUUAAGAAUUGUAGUGUUCAGAAAUACCUUGGAAAUGUAUCACACAGAGAGUUGGUGAAGAAGUACAAUGUUCAAAAAUAUAAGGAAAAUAAAACAUACAGGGAAAUUAUGAUAAACUAUAAUAAACAGAAAUACAAAAAUGAUAUUACUUUUGCCAAUAAUAUUAAAAUGAGAAAUGUUGCAACACGAUGUGAGGUAGACAUUAAAAGGAGGGAGAUGAACUAUGUCAUUGAACAGUUUAAAGAAAAAACAUCUACAGGUCCUGAAUAUAUUUGUUCAGUUUGUCAUCGUUGCUGCUUUAAAAUGCAGGUCAAACAUUGUAAAAAAAAAAACUAUUUUCAGAAAUCAGACCAUUGUGGUUAUAUUGCAGAGAAAUGUAUAACACUGGAUUAUCUCCAUCAGUGUAAUAAAGAGUGCACUGAAGAUUGUGUGUAUAAAAAUAGCCCUGCUGAAUCUCUAUGGAUUUGUCACACUUGUGAUAGAAAAAUUUGUGAAGGUAAAAUACCUGCUGAAAGUGUAGCUUGUAAUAAUCUAGCUUUGAAUCCAAUUCCUGCUGAAUUGAGAUGUUUAAACUCACUUGAGGAGCAUCUAAUAGCAAAGAAUAUUCCAUUUAUGAAAAUGCUGGCUUUACCACGAGGUGGACAGAACGGAGUUCAUGGUCCAAUAAUGUCUGUCCCAUCUAAUGUUACAAAAGUGGUGAAUGUUUUACCAAGGUCAGAAAAUCAUGAUUUUAUGAUACGAGUGAAGCUUAAGAGAAAACUGACAUAUAAAGGGCAUUAUGAGUAUAAAUAUAUACAUACCAAUAACAUUAAAAGAGCAUUGGCAUAUUUAAAAGAGAAUAACAAGUGGUAUACAGAUGUAGAGUUUAAUGAAACUUGGAUUAAUCCUCUGAGUAAAACAGAAGAGGAAAUGACUGAUAACAGUGACAAAAAUGAGUCUAAUUUAGACAACUGUGAGGACAUGCUUAUUAAUGAAGAGCAAAACAUUGACAAUGAUGAUAAUGAGAUGAGUGAUGAAACACUUCAUGAUCGACAGCAGCAUGGUUUAUUUAUGGAUUCAUGUUUGCAGCCAGUGGACAUUGCUCAAGAGGUCUUAGAUCAACACUUUGAUGGCAUUGUGUCACUUGCACCAGCAGAAGGCAAUAAUCCAGUGAGAAUGUUAAUGGAUGAAACUAAUGAGGCCAAAUGUUUUCCAGUUUUGUUCCCAAAAGGAAAAGGCACAUUUCAUGAUUCACGACCUGAGAAAUUAACAUUAUCUAGGUAUUUAAACAAUAGAAUUUUAAAUGCAGAUGGACGUUUUGCCCAAAACAUUGACUACAUAUUCUAUGGACAAUAUUUGUCAGAGCUGAAUCAAGUUGUCUCGAAUGUAUCUAUUGCAUUGAGGAAAGGCUAUGACCAAAGCAAGCAAACAAAAAUUACUUCAGAAAUGCUGACAGACAAAGAUUCAAUUCAAAGGAUUUUAAAUUAUGACGAGGGUUAUAAAUUUUUAAAGCCAGUGAGAGGCAGUCCUGUUUUUUGGCAAGCUGUUCAGAAGGAUUUGUUUGCAAUGGUAAGGCAACUUGGGAUCCCAACAUGGUUUUGCUCAUUUUCCUCAGCUGAUUUGCGAUGGCCAGAAUUAUUGCAGUGUAUUGUGAAACAAGAGGGUUGUCAAACUCCUAUUGAUGAACUGGACUGGUCUGACAGAUGUGGGAUGCUGAAACGAAACCCAGUAACUGCUGCCAGAAUGUUUGAUCAUCGAUUCCACUGUUUUCUGAAAGAUGUCAUUAUGUCACCAGCUCAACCCAUUGGAAAAAUAAUAGAUUAUUUCUAUCGAAUUGAAUUUCAACAACGUGGAUCACCUCACACACAUUGUCUGUUUUGGGUUGAGAAUGCACCUCAAGUGGACAGAGAGGAUGAUGAUGAAGUUGCAGCAUUUGUUGAUCGUUAUGUCACUUGUGAAAUGCCACCUGAAGAUGAAACAGAAAUGCAUGAAAUUGUGAGUACUGUCCAACAGCACAGCAAAAGACAUGCUAAAACAUGUAGAAAGAAAGGCACUACAUGUAGAUUUAACUUUCCACGUCCACCUAGCGAAAACACUUUCAUUUCAAGAAGAAGACAAAUAGAUAACAAUGACAAAACAACAGAUGAUGGACAAUGUGAAAGUAAAGACAAAAAGGUAGACAACUCUAAAGAGAUAUCAAAAGAAUUAGCUGAAUCUAUAAUGAAAAAAGUAAGAGAAUGUUUGCUGAACACUGAUGCUGUCUUUGACUCUGUUGACUCUAUGUUUGCAUCUAUUGGUAUAAAUCAAGAGAUAUUUGAAUGUGCUUAUAAAAAAAUGACAAAGAAAACAAAUGUUGUGCUGAAGAGAAAGCCAAGUGAUGUUUGGGUGAAUCAGUAUAAUAAAGAUCUUUUGCGAUGCUGGAAUGCAAACAUGGACAUACAGUUUGUUGUUGAUGCCUACUCUUGCAUAGUGUAUAUAAUUUCCUACAUUUCAAAAGCAGAGAGAGAAAUGGGAUUGCUGCUGGCAAAUGCACAGAAAGAAGCACACAAGGAUGGCAAUAUGGAUGCAAAACAAGCUUUAAGAAAACUUGGAAGUGUUUUCCUCCACAAUAGAGAGGUGUCUGCCCAAGAGAGCGUUUAUCGUUUGACUAAUAUGAGAUUAAAAGAAGGAUCGAGGAAAGUGGUCUUUAUUCCAACUGGUAAUUCAAUCAAAAUGAGUUUACCUUUAAAUAUCAUAAAUAAAAAAGCUGAAAAUGGACAAAUUGACAAUGAUGAAAUAUGGAUGAAAAGCAUCACAGACAGAUACAGAGCUCGUCCAAAAACUCAAGAAUUUACAGGAAUGUGUUUAGCGUCCUUUGCAUCAGAGUACAGAGUUCUGUCCAAAUCUGAAAAGUCAUGCACAGACCGAGUAAAACUGGAAAAUGACAUGGGGUUUGUGAGAAAAAGAACUCGAACAGAUUUUGCAGUCGUACGAUAUGCUCGUUUUUCACCAACUAAAAAUCCUGAAAAUUAUUAUCAAAGUAUUUUGGAAUUAUUCUUGCCUCAUUUUUUGCAAAGCCAACUGAAACCACCAAAUUUCACUACAUAUCAGGAGUUUUAUGAGACUGGAUUUGUAACAUUGUAUAAUGAUGAGCCUGAGUCAGUGAAAAUCAUAGUGGACACAAACAGGUCAAAAUUUGAAAAAGAAGCAGACAGUAUACAAAAAGCUCAAGAUGACUUAGAACAACAUGGACCAAUGGAAGACGCUUGGGCCCAAAUCUGUCCAGAAGCAGAACUUGAGCGUUUAGAAUGUCUGGAUACUAGAAAAGAACAACCAAUAGAAACAGAGGAAGGUGAUGAUGUCAUUCCUGAUCUAUUACCAAAUGUUCAUGGGUUCACAUUAGAAAAGAAUCCUUGUGCUAUGACAAAGAAAGAUGCAAUGUGUUUGCUGCGUUCUUUGAAUGAGAAACAGUCACAAAUCUUUUAUAAAGUGAGACAGUGGUGUCUAGCAAAAGUACAAGGUGAAAACCCAGAACCAUUUCAUGUGUUCAUAUCUGGGCCUGGAGGAGUUGGAAAGUCAGUGUUGAUUAAAGCAAUCUAUUAUGAAACCUCUCGCAUUCUAUCAAAGUUAUCAGAAAAUCCAGAUGAGACUCAUGUGCUCUUAACAGCUCCGACCGGUGUCAGUGCAUUUCACAUAAAUGCAAAAACUAUACAUUCAACUUUCUCUAUUGGAACGAAUGCUACAUUGCCAUAUCAGCCACUUGGAGAUGAAAAAAUUAAUUCCUUGAGAGCAAAAUAUGGAAAACUGCAAAUAUUAAUAAUUGAUGAAAUUUCAAUGGUUGAUCAUAAACUUUUGGCAUAUAUUCAUGGCAGACUAAGACAAAUCAAACAAACAGGAGAUUAUUCAGCAUUUGGAAAAGUCUCAGUAAUAGCAGUCGGAGAUUUUUAUCAACUUUCUCCCGUCAAAGGAAAACCACUUUAUACUGAACCAGUGAACAGUGUGAAUCUUUGGGAAACUCACUUUAGUGUUGUUGAACUCACAGAGAUCAUGAGGCAGAAGGACAAAGAAUUUGCUGAAUUACUAAGUCGUUUAAGGCUACGUAAAAAGGAUGAACCAAUGCGUGAAGAUGACGUUGCUAUGCUUAAAAAAUGUGAAACAGGUGAUGGUGAUGAUAGUACAGACAUCCACAUUUAUGCAACAAACAGUGAAGUUGAUGUACACAACAUACAUAUGCUGCAUAAAUUAUGCUCGGACACAGUUACUGUAAAAGCACAAGACUUUGAGAGAAAUGCUAAAACUGGCCGAAUGGAAGAAAAAGAUGGGCAUCAUUUCAGAGUUCAUAACAGCUGUUUAGAAAAAUCCCUUGAAUUAGCUAUUGGUGCUCGAAUAAUGCUUAUAAAAAAUAUUAAUGUUUCAGAUGGUCUUGUGAAUGGAGUUUUUGGGACAAUUAAAGAAUUCUGUUAUGAUGAUAAUGAAACAUUUCCCUCGAAAAUAUAUAUUGAAUUUGACAAUGAGCAAGUUGGUAAAGAAGCAAGAGCCAAACAUCCGUGUUUAAAACCUGGACUGGAGAAAGCAACACCAAUUGAACCUGAAGAAGAGAAAGUAACCAAUGAUGGUGGUGUCAGAAGGCAGUAUCCUAUCAGAUUAGCUUGGGCUUGCACAGUUCAUAAAGUACAAGGCCUAACAGUGGACAAAGCUGUUGUUUCAAUGAAAAAGAUAUUUGCUGCAGGACAAGCAUAUGUAGCAUUAAGUCGAGUGACCUCUCUUGAUGGACUCAUCAUAGAAGAUUUCAAAGAAAACGUUAUUUUUGCAAAAGAUAACAUUGAGCAAGUACUACAGAAUAUGCCUCCAUUCAUUCUUCCAU
Messenger RNA from Carassius auratus (goldfish), 5647 nucleotides. RefSeq lists its product as uncharacterized. Gene Ontology annotation, biological process: telomere maintenance; DNA repair. The record is from RefSeq and is a predicted model, not a curated record. The transcript has a single exon. NCBI's taxonomy places the organism in Eukaryota, Metazoa, Chordata, Actinopteri, Cypriniformes, Cyprinidae. Gene Ontology annotation, molecular function: ATP hydrolysis activity; DNA helicase activity. The annotation marks the transcript as partial.